AUGACGGAUGCCAAUUCGAAGUGGCCCUGCCUGGCCCCCACAAACGCUCUUCAGGCUCCGCCUCGCCGCAACGACGGCCGCGUCAUUUUGCACUUUGACUAUGACUGCUUCUAUGCGCAGGUUGUGCAGAAUCGCGCGCCCAGCGGUGCUCUGAUCGGCCGGUGCGUCGGCGUCACGCAGAAAAGUAUUCUAGCAACAGCAAACUACGAAGCCCGACGGCGCGGCGUGAAGAAGCUCAUGCGCAUUGCCGAAGCUCGCCGCAUCUGCCCGGACAUUGUUCUCGUCGAUGGUGAGGAUUUGUCGCCGUUUCGCGACGUGUCUAAACAAUUGUACCGACUGGUGAGGGAUGCCGUUGGCCCCACGUCCCCCGUGGAGCGGCUAGGUCUGGAUGAAAUGUUUGUGGAUGCCACUGCUCUCGUGGAUGCGAACCUCGAACGUAUCCUGGCUCAUCCUGACAAAUUUCGUCCACGAAAUGACUUGUUUGUCAUGUCCGAUGGCGCCGACGGACCUCGAGGAUUCAUAUUUGAUACCGGCUCGUUUGCUGGCUGUAUCGUCGGAGACGAGGACAAAGAUCUGAAAACUCACGUCGCGCCGUCAAAGGAAGGUUAUGCGAAGAUGGACCUCCGUCCUAAUACACGCAUGCGGUUGCUUUUGGGCUCGCACCUUGCUGCGCAUUUGCGCCAUCGCCUCGAGCACGAUGCCGGCUACACAGCGUCAGCCGGCAUUGCCACCAGCAAGCUAUUAAGCAAACUCGCGGGGAAAGUAAACAAACCGGAAAACCAAACGACCCUAUUAAGUGCUGGAUGGACCGGUGAUGUGGAAGCCAGUGUCGAUACCAGUGCCAACACGGAUGUGGAGGCGAAUACCGUGGUAUGGCAGUUCAUGGAUCCACUUCCGCUGCGCAGCGUGCCUGGUAUUGGUUUCAAGACGAGCAGUCUACUCAGCAGCUAUUUCCUCUCUACCCGACAAGACGUACAUAAAGGAGAGACGGACCUAAAGGCCCAUCUAGGAGAAGACGGCGACGAACGACGGCGGGGAGGAGAAGACGCCACAGAUGAUGAUGACUCUCCUGUGGUAACCGUUAUGGAUAUCCGAACGUCCCCCGGCAUGUCCCCUCGCCUUCUCGAUUCCAUCUUGGGUAGCAACAGCAAAGAGCAUCGCCACAGCACUGCGAGCACACCAUUGGCCUCAACCGGUAACAUUCCUACGGGGUUGCGCGUAUGGCAACUUUUACAUGGCGUUGAUGAGGCUCCCGUCCGAGGCGGUCGCGAUUUGCCCAGUCAGAUCAGCAUCGAAGACACCUACACUGGUCCCCGCCAGGGGGCACUGCGGCCGGAUGCUGCCACAGCCGUUGCCAGUGAGCUUCACAAGCUGGCCACAUCACUGCUACGGCGCAUGUAUGUGGAUCUUCUCGAGCCCGCGCCGGCAGGUGAACCCUCACUCAUCCUGGUUGGUUCGGCCACGAACAUUACGCUUAACGCUACGACCCCAGGUGCCACAAUCGAGUGA
This is a messenger RNA of Sporothrix brasiliensis 5110, 1509 nucleotides long. RefSeq lists its product as uncharacterized. The coding region runs from base 1 to 1509 and encodes 502 amino acids. The record is from RefSeq and is a predicted model, not a curated record. NCBI's taxonomy places the organism in Eukaryota, Fungi, Ascomycota, Sordariomycetes, Ophiostomatales, Ophiostomataceae. Gene Ontology annotation, biological process: translesion synthesis. Gene Ontology annotation, molecular function: DNA-directed DNA polymerase activity. The transcript is spliced from 2 exons.